AUUUUUUUUCCAACAUCAUCAUUCAACGAUGUUGCUACAUGAUGUUCAUCGAAUGAAAUGAAAAAAAAAAUUCGAACAACAUUUAAAAUAGGAAAAAAGAGAGUAUUUAGAAACAUACCUUGUUCGGUAAAAGGAAACAUUUAUGUAUUGGAAAAGAGAAAAAAAAGACUUCCAUCACCAUCGCCACCACCACCACCACCACCACCACCGCCGCCAUUAACAACCUACAGUUUGGCUGUUUUUUUUCUAGAUACAUAAAAAAAACAUUCUAGUAGAUCGAACUUAAAAAUCAACAUAAACAAACAAAUCGACGUGAAUUUAACGCAUUCUGUUUUCAAUAUAAACAAACAAUAACCGAUAAUGGCCGUGAUCAACAUGUUUCGACCGGAAAAUGAACGAAAAAUUUUAAAUCAACAACAACAACAACAACCACAUGAAUCAAUUCAUGAUCAGAAGAGAUUUUCAACAAUUUUCAAAUUCAAAGUGUUCCACAUCAUCAACGACAACAAAAAUCAUGAAAACGUCACCGUUAUCACGAUAUAAAUUAAUUUUAUUGAUUUUAUCGAUAAUUUUUCAUUGUUAUCUAUCAUCAUCAUCAUUGAUCACAGCCAACAAGACAUCAAUUUAUUCUAUAUCGUUGGCCAAAAAUUUUCAACCAAAAUUCAAAUUAAAUUCAUCACUGAAAACAAUUAAUGAUGAUGAUGAUGAUGAUGAUGAUAAUGUAAAUUAUAAUAGAAUCGAUUAUACAAAUCAUUCAAUUAUAAAAAUUUCCAAUCUUGAUCUACAUAAAAUCUUCGAUAAUCAAAAUGAUCAUCAUCGUAAUCAUCAACCGGAUGAUAAUCAUGAAAUACUAUGGUAUGAUCAAUCCGAUAUGAAUAAUACAUAUGCAUUUGUACGUAUUGGACCAAAAAGUUUGAAACGUGUUCGUCGUGAUCUACGUUAUCUUCGUGAACAGCCUGUUUUUGUUACAACAAAUCUUCAAUCAUGGUUAGAUGCUGAACAACAACAUUCAUAUCAUCCAUAUACAACAUUUCCGAAAAAUAAUCAUGUCAUGUCAUCACAAACAUUUCAUUUACCGGCAAACAAUGAUAUUCACACUGCUACUGGCAUUAAUGAACAUAAUAAUGAUGAUGAUGGUGAAGAUGAACCUGUUUAUAGUAAUCAUCAAUCACCAUCAUCAUCAACAACAACAACAAUGAUGAAUGCACGUGUUGGUGGCCAUCCAAUCUAUUAUAGUAAAUUAUUACCAACAUUUGUAUUGAAUCGUUAUUAUCCAAUAGCACAGGUUAAUCGUUAUCUUCAUGAUGUGGCCAAUUUACCUGAUUCAUCAGGUAUAACAUUAUUCACCAUUGGUCAUACACAUGAAAAUCGUCCAAUACAAGCUAUAGAAAUAUUAAAUAAUCCUAAUGAUCCAAAUUUUCUAUGGAUUGAUGGCUGUACACAUGCUAGAGAAUGGGUUACCGUUACUACGGCAUUAUAUAUUAUUGAUCAGGCAAUCUAUACAAAAAUUCCAAUCAAUUUUAUUAUUGUACCAAUAUUGAAUGUUGAUGGUUAUGUAUACACAUGGACUAAAGAUCGUAUGUGGCGUAAAAAUCGUCGUCCAUAUAUUGGUAGCCGUUUAUCACGUCAUUCAAUGCCAGAACGUUGUACCGGUGUUGAUCUCAAUCGCAAUUAUGAUAUCAAUUUUGGUGGCACUGGUUCGAAAAAUCCAUGUUCAUUUCUGUAUCAAGGUCCAAAACCAUUUUCUGAACCAGAAGUACGUGCAGCUAGUGAUCUACUUUCGAAAAAUCGUAAUCGUAUCAAAAUGACAUUAUCACUACAUUCAUUCAAUCAAUUAUGGUCAUGUCCAAAUGCAUUCACAACCGAUAUGACUAAAGAUCAUAAUCAUCAUAUGCGUAUAUUGCGAUCAAUACAACAAGCAGUACGACAACAGAAUGGUAUACUAUACGAUAUUGGUCCAUUAGGAUCACGAUUAUAUUUAGGUUCCGGUUUUAUGAUGGAUUGGAUUUAUCAUAAAUUAGGUAUUCGUGAUGCAUAUCUAGUCGAACUUCGUGAUCGUGGUUAUUAUGGUUUCAUAUUGCCAGCCGAUCAAAUAUUACCAACGGCAACAGAAACAUGGGCCGGUAUACAAGUGGCCAUACAGCAAAUUUUUUUAUGACAAAUACAAAAUUCACAAAUAUUACAACGUCAUCAUUAUUUUGUUUGUAGCAUCCCAUUUCAUAUAUGUAAAUUAUCAUCGUCAUCAUCGUCAUCAUCAUCGAAGAAUCGACAAAAUUGU
This is a messenger RNA of Dermatophagoides farinae (American house dust mite), 2278 nucleotides long. RefSeq lists its product as uncharacterized. Gene Ontology annotation, biological process: proteolysis. The record is from RefSeq and is a predicted model, not a curated record. NCBI's taxonomy places the organism in Eukaryota, Metazoa, Arthropoda, Arachnida, Sarcoptiformes, Pyroglyphidae. Gene Ontology annotation, molecular function: zinc ion binding; metallocarboxypeptidase activity.